AGCGGGCUGCUCCGGGCGGUGGAGUCAGCUACCCACCGGAGAGUGGAGCCGCUGUCUCCCGCGCCCGCCUAGCACCAGCGGGCCUCAGCAACAGCCAUGGCUAAAGACAUCCUGGGUGAUGCAGGCCUUCACUUUGAUGAGCUGAACAAACUUCGAGUGUUGGACCCUGAGGUAACUCAGCAGACCAUAGAACUCAAGGAGGAAUGCAAGGACUUUGUGGACAAAAUCGGCCAGUUUCAGAAAAUAGUAGGUGGCCUAAUUGAGCUUGUGGACCAACUUGCAAAAGAAGCUGAAAAUGAGAAGAUGAAGGCAAUUGGAGCACGCAAUUUGCUUAAAUCCAUAGCAAAGCAAAGGGAGGCCCAACAGCAGCAGCUCCAGGCUCUAAUAGCAGAAAAGAAAAUGCAGCUAGAAAGGUAUCGGGUUGAAUAUGAAGCUUUGUGUAAAGUAGAAGCAGAACAAAAUGAAUUUAUUGACCAAUUUAUUUUUCAGAAAUAAACUGAUCUUUACAGAAAAAAAAAAAACUACCAACCCCCCCCCCCCCCAUACACCUACAUAGAGAAACCUCUAUCAUUCCAGUAAACUUGAUGACUAUGUUUGCACAUAUGCAAUUUGGGAUCAGAACAAAUAUCAUGUCUUCUUGAAAGGCAAUAAUAAAACUUUUUUUAGAAUCCUGCCCAUUUAUAGCCAGAUGGCAGUAACCAGGAUUUUGCCUGUCCAGAAGCCAGGGACAGCAGGGCUGACCAUCUUUGCUGUGGACUCUCCUGUGUUGUCUGACUUAUAGAGACACCUGUAAACACCAGGCCUUUUUUGAAGCACCUACCAUUUUGAAAGAAAUAAGGCAAUAAAUUAUUGUUUCUAGA
This is a messenger RNA of Gracilinanus agilis (Agile Gracile Mouse Opossum), 860 nucleotides long. It is a transcript of the gene IFT20, whose product is annotated as intraflagellar transport 20. Gene Ontology annotation, biological process: intraciliary transport; protein localization to cilium; centrosome localization. The coding region runs from base 97 to 495 and encodes 132 amino acids. NCBI's taxonomy places the organism in Eukaryota, Metazoa, Chordata, Mammalia, Didelphimorphia, Didelphidae. The record is from RefSeq and is a predicted model, not a curated record. The transcript has 5 exons. Gene Ontology annotation, cellular component: centrosome; Golgi apparatus; cilium.